Eriocheir sinensis (Chinese mitten crab) is the source of this 4654-nucleotide messenger RNA. Its product is annotated as RNA polymerase II-associated protein 1-like. The coding region runs from base 291 to 4370 and encodes 1359 amino acids. The record is from RefSeq and is a predicted model, not a curated record. Gene Ontology annotation, cellular component: nucleus. Lineage: Eukaryota; Metazoa; Arthropoda; Malacostraca; Decapoda; Varunidae. The transcript has 11 exons. Gene Ontology annotation, biological process: transcription by RNA polymerase II.
CUUGGUUCGGACGCGGAUGUAAACAAACACGCGUCCCUCGGCAGUCGGGGUCCUUGCUCGGGGCUGACAGCGUGGAAUGAAGGACUGACUGAGGAAUUAAGGAUUUAAGGACUACCAGUAAGGAUUGAAGGACUACCAGCAAGGAUUUAAGGACUACCAGCAAGGAUUUAAGGACUACCAGCAAGGAUUUAAGGACUACCAGCAAGGAUUUAAGGACUGCCGGUAAGGAUUUAAGGACUACCAGCAAGGAUUUAAGGACUACCACCAAGGAUUUAAGGACUACCAUAAGGAUGCUGCGUCGACCAAGUCCCGGGGAGACCGACGAGGACCUCUUGAAGCAGGAGGAGGAGCUGGUGGCCCGGGGUAAGCUGCAGCCCUCCGUCAAGCUGGUCAAGGCGGACAAGCGCAAGACUGAGGACUCGGCCAACAAAGACACACCAAAGUCAAAAUUUGCGCAGGAUCGAACCAACAAGAAGAAGAAAGAGGGAAUUAAGGACCAAACCAUCUUGCAGGAGAGUAUCCGCAAUGUGCCUCGUGCUGCCGUGUUGGGCCGUGUGGUGGAGCGUACGACAGCCCUGCACCCUAGUCCGCCAACCCAGUGGAGCCCCCAGCCUAGCCCCCAUGGGUUCCCACAGCCUGCAAUACUCAAAUCCCUGACAAGUGAUGCAGGGGAAGGCUCGGAGGUGGCGGCAGGGAAGGGGCGGGUGAAGAAGUCUCUGUACAUGAGGGAGCUGGAGAGGCAGGGGCUGGCCGGCAAGGGGAGGACUGCUGCUGCUGCUGCUUCAUCGCCCUCUGCCGUGCCCCUUCACGACCCUAGCAUCGCCGCCCUGGGCACCAGCAGCGUCAUCAUCCGCGGCGACGAUGUGUUACGGAGCAAGUCGGAGGUGGAUGAGAUUCACCAGGAGAACCUCACCCGCCUGUCAUCCAUGAGCCACGAGGAACGGAUGAAGGAGAAGGAGGAACUUCUCUCCUGUCUCUCCGAGGAUCAGAUAGCCUUCCUCCGCUCCCUACGCUCAGGUGGAGGAAAGACAGCGAGGGGAGGGAGCGGAGUGGAGCAGGGGGUGGUGUCUAUGGAGGUGGAGGGAGAGAGAAGAGAAGAAGAGGGAAGAUUAAAAGAAGAAAAAGCAGAUCGCAAUAAUGACGUGGAGAUGAAAGAAGAAACAGAAGGAAGGGAGAGCCACUCAAUGCCACAGGAGGGCAAAACAGUGAGAUUCAAGGACAUGGACGAGGAAACCGAAACCAAAACAAAGGAGGAGAGCGAAGAAACCCCAAUGCCCGCAGAACUACCCAUAUCACCGGAGGAGGCUCGGAAAUGGCUGCACAUGGACAAGGUUGAACUGGAUAAACUCAAGUGGAUGACAGACAUGCCACCUCCCAAGCCCCUGAAGGACACUGAAGGAUUCGUGGCCAGGUUCAACUUCGAGGGGGACGUCCUACCAUACAGUGCCGACAUAUCCUACCGCCAGGGACUCCACCACCACGGGGAGGAGCCAGGGCGCCCGGGGUACUCACUGGACGAGAUCUUCCUGAUGGUGCGCUCCCAGGUCCUGCAGCAGCGCCACCAGGGUCUGCGCAUGCUGGCUAAUAUCUUCCGCAACGCCAAGGAGGGACUCUAUGACCAGUGCACCAGCCCUCCUUUAGUGCAGCUUGCGGUCGAGGCGGGUGCUGUGUUGCUGCUGCGGUUCGCCCUGGAUGACCCGUCGCACCUGGUGUACAGCGAGGCGGUGCGAGGGCUGCAUCACCUGGUAGCCAGUGAACCCGACGAGCUGUGUCUGUCCCUCGCGCAGCCGUGGACACCUGGAGGCCUGGAACCGGGCGUGGCCAGCGAGGUGCAUGCCAGCGAGAAGACGCGGCAGGAGUUGGACAAGGAGGAGCAGGACUUGAAGGACCACGAGGUUAUCAAGCUGGACGUGGUGCGCGCCCUCGUCAGGAUGGACACACUCGUUAGGAUCAGAUACCUUUUGGAGAAGAGUCAUCCGGGCGCAGAGACGGUCAUCCACGCGCUGGGCCUCCUCACCCGCCUGGCACGUCACUCCCUCUCAGCCGCGUGGAGUCUGGCCUCAACGCCGCGGCUUCUCACUGUGAUCCUCGACUCCUUCCUCCCCCAUAACGUGUCGCCACUGCUCUCCGGACAGACCGUUGCCUCCAUGACCUCCGUGUAUGGUGUUCCUCUGAGACACGCCCUUCAUCUCCUUAGGGUCCUGGCAGCCAAGGGUCGGCAGUUGGCAUCACAGCUGGUCAACACACACCAGCUGAUGGACCGCCUGCUGGUGUACGUGGCCAUGGAGCCGAGCGAGGUCAGUCUGCCCCUCCAGGAAGCCUUACUGCUCAGCCAGGAAGCGUAUGCCACCUGGGCCGUCCUCCUGGCGUACGGACUCUCCAAGCCGGUGGAGGCAGUGGCCAGCUUCUACCCGAUGUUCGUGAGGCAGCUGGUCUUCUACAGGGACAAGGUGCCACUCAACCAGGAGCAGGAGAACAAUAAAUUUAACUACGACGUUGGUGCGCACAUGUUGGCAACCCUGAGCCGGGCCGUGGAGGUGGCGGCCACACACUCGCUCCUUGAGGCUCGGGCGAGGCUCAACCAGGGCACGGUGGCUGAGGCUGACGGCAAGAUGUUGGUGCUACAGCCGCCCCCCCUCACCUGGACGCACCUGCAGGACCUCCCUCAGCUGGUGGAGACAUGUCUGGCUAAGUGGAUGUCCCAGCUGGCUCGUGGUGACUCCCAGCCAACAUUUUCCGGGCUGAGGCUCGUCGGCAGCUGCUGUCUCUUCCUGGUCACUUACUACACCAGGUGGAGAGACCAGACCUCGUACCACCACGAGGAAUGUCUCUCCAGGAUUGAACACCUGCACCACAGCAUCAUCUCUCCCUUCCUCGGCUCACCUGCCUUCACCAAGCUCCUGGGUGCCCUGCCUGCCCACUCCUCCCUCUGCAGCACCCUCCCCCCUGGCACCUCCCGGGACCCCAUCAACCUGGGCUCCCUGGGCUGCGUCACCUUGGGAGGGAAGGUUGUGCCCGUCAUCCAGCCCUUGUCACCCUUCCCAAUACUCACACCCCUCAGCAGCCUCCUCCUCACCCUCGCCACCCUUCACCCCGGCCUGAGACGCCCCACGCCAGACCCUUUCCUUGAGUCCACAGAGAUUGCUUCAUACCUUGAGAAGCUGUGUGUCUCUCCCCGCAGCCUCGCAUCUCAGUGGCUCACCCGCGCUGAGACUUACUUCCUCUGCAACAUGCUGCAGCUGGCCAGUGUGUCGGAGGGUGUGGGCAGUGUAAGGAAGGUGCUGUUCCACGAGGCUGCCCUUUGUGUCUUGCUGUGCGUCCACAAAGGAGAUGAGCAUCUGGUCAAGGCACUCCUCACCAAGGUCGUGUGUGCUCCAGAAUUCACCGGUGACCUUGCGGAGAUGACCCGAGGCCUGGACGACAUGAGCCUCACUGACUACGAGCCUCUCAAGUCCCCGGCCCUCCGCCAGCCUGCCCUCAACCCUUUCCAGAUGACGAGGAACGCCCUUCAGUCCCUCAGCUCCAUUGGGAGUGAGUUGUCUUCUGUCCUUGUCACCAGGAAGGAGCUAGAGGCAAGUGCUGUACUCACUGGUGGGGUUCCCUUCGCUACAAACAGCAUCACAGUCGCCCACUUGGAAACUCCUCUCAUCCUAGACCAGUUCUGGCCCCUCAUGCCCCUGAAGCAUGCCUUCAGGGCCAGACAAAAGCCUCUCAAAGGACAGGAGGAAGAGGAAAGCAACCAGUCCAAGCCCGAGGACGUCCUGACGGUCACGCGCUGCCUCCAGAUGGCCUACGUGGGGCUGAAGCACCGGCCACGCAUCCUGCUUCCCCCGGCCACCACCUCCCACCCAGCCUGGCUCCAGCACCUCUCCCUGGCCUUCCUGUCUGCCAGCGACCUCUUCCUUGACCCGGCCAUCAGCUCCUACCUCCAGGGGUGUGUCGUGGAGAUCCUGGGCAAGGGAGGGUAUGCCAAGAUGGACCUGCAGCGCCCCAUUGACUGCUUCUCCUCCACGGCUGGCUGGUACCGAGCCCUGGUGGACCAGUACAUGGCUGUCUCCUACGGUGACUCCACCUUCGCCCUGUUCCUGGUGACGCCCCUCCAGCAGCACUGCACCAAGGAGUUCCGCACCAGCCUGUGGGGGGACGCCAGCGACACCCUCCAGUUUGUGUACCUGACCCCGGAGCAGGUGAAGCGGUUCAUCCCCCUGGAGCAGUUCCUGGAGCCCCCUGAGGAGGACGAGGGGCUCAUCACCAGGUACCGCGCAGCCCUCGGCACGGGAACCAUCAGUGCGCGGAGGAACCCACUCAUGCACGCCAUCGCUGAGCACCACACGCGACGCUUCCUCCACCACAGCAAGGAGGAGAGAUGAGGCGCUGGACUCCUCCACUAAUACCCAUGACUUGAACCACUCCCUGCAGGCCAGGACUCAGGCCAGGACGAUGUUGCUGCUCCUUAGGUGUUGUCGUAAGGCUUCAGGCUUCUGGUCACCUGUGUUGUGUUGGUGGCGUGGUCACCAUCUCAGAGGCAGGCAGAUGGUGAAGCCUGCCGCUGUGUGAUCUGAGUGUCUCUUUUAUAUUGUUACGAAUGUGCUGUAUGUGAAUGAUUGUAUGUGUAAUGUGAUGAAAUUGUAGCAUGAUGCAAUGUUAGCUCAGC